Cyclopterus lumpus (lumpfish) is the source of this 2364-nucleotide messenger RNA. RefSeq names its product BMP/retinoic acid-inducible neural-specific protein 3-like. Lineage: Eukaryota; Metazoa; Chordata; Actinopteri; Perciformes; Cyclopteridae. Gene Ontology annotation, biological process: negative regulation of mitotic cell cycle; positive regulation of neuron differentiation. The record is from RefSeq and is a predicted model, not a curated record. Bases 1 to 2364 code for a protein of 787 amino acids. The transcript is spliced from 7 exons.
AUGGGCUGUCAGAGAAUCAGUCAUAAGCGGCUGUCUCUGCUAUGGGUGGGGGCGACAUUCGGCCUCUGGCUCUGCUGUUGCUGGACCUCCGGGGCCGGUGGGGUCGCGUCCACCGCCGGACAAGGCGACGGCGGCCCCGGCUCCCUGGGCUGGCUGCUGUCGGAUAAAGGGCCCUUCCACCAGGCCCUGGAGUUCACGGAGGCUGCAGAGAGGUACCAGCAGGGCUUCAGCACCAGAUACAAGAUCUACAGGGAGUUUGGUCGAUGGAAGGUCAACAGCCUGGCGGUGGAGAAGAGGGAUGGUUUAGGUGGCAGCGGUGGCCUGGCUCUGCCCCUUGACCCCGACUUCACGCACACCAUCCGCCAGCUGGGGAGGCGGCCAACCCUCCAGACGAUUACACAGAGUCUAAUCAAGAAAUAUGGCACCCACCUCCUCCUCUCUGCCACUCUGGGAGGCGAGGAGUCUUUGACAAUAUUUGUGGACAAAAGGAAGCUCAGGCAGGAGUCUUCGCCUGUGGGCGCCGAUGGCAGCAACAGGAACUCAAACACUACGGGGACGGUGACCCUGGAGGCCCUGCACCAGCUGGCUGCCUCCUACUUCACCGACAGAGAGAGCACCCUGCGCAGGCUGCACCACCUUCAGAUUGCAUCCACCGCCAUUCGGGUGACAGAAACCAGAACGGGUCCGCUUGGAUGCAGCAACUACGACAAUCUGGACACAGUCAGCUCCGUGCUGGUUCACAGUCCAGAAAACAAGAUUCAACUCCAAGGGCUGCAGGUCAUCCUACCAGGCUACUUGCAGAGCCGCUUCAUUCAGGCGGCUCUCAACUAUGUCGGCUGUAAAUCCGAGGGCCAGUUUGUCUGCCACAGCAGCGACUGCUGGUGUGAGUGCAGCGUGGACUUCCCUCUGUGUAACUGUCCUCUCUCUGACCUGGAGACUCUGGAAAGCAACCUGCUGCGUAUCAGAGACACGUGGAGGCUGACAAACCAGGAGUUUGAGAAAUCCGAGGAGUUCCAAAGCUUUGUUGAGAAACUGCCAACCCAUUACGCUGUAAACACAUCUGUCGUGGAACACAUGUGGAGGACGGAUGCCAGCCUGCUCCAGCGCUACAGGCAGCUGGAGACCAGUGGCAACCAGCUUUUCACUAAAGCUCGCCGCACCGUUAACAAGCUCUUCAGCCUCAGCAAGAGGUGCCGAAAACAGCCCAAAAUAGUCCUGCAGAGGACGAGGCCUCUACACUUCUGGUUGAACUUCGCCCUCUCCAUUUUAUACUGCAGUGAGAACAACCAGGUUGGUGUUUAUAGUGACGAGAACCGCAGCUGUUCCUGCCCCUACAACCAUCCGCCAUGCCAGGGCCUCAUUCCCUGCUCUGUGGGCGACGGUGCCGGCUGCAUCUCCUGUUCCACGGAGAACAGGACACGAUGCUCCAGCUGUAACCUUGGCUUCACCCUCACCCAGGGAGCCUGCCGGCCCGCCGUGCCCGACCCUACCGACCCCUACCUGGGCUUGGAGAGUGACAGGGACCUGCAGGAUCUGGAGCUGCGCUACCUGCUUCAGCGGCGCGACCCCCGCAUCGCUCUGCAUGGUGUGUUUGUGAGCAAUGACGUGCGUGUUAACACUUGGUUUGACCCGUCCUGGAGGAAAAGGAUGCUGCUCACCCUCAAGAGCAACCGGGUGAAAUCCAAUCGUGUUCAUAUGCUUCUUGGACUUGCCCUCCAGUUUUGCCUCACCAGAAACAGCACACUGGAGCCGGCGUUAUCUCUUUUCGUAAAUCCCUUCGGGGGCAGCCAUUCAGAGAGCUGGACCAUGCCUAUAGGUCAGCACGAAUACGCUGACUGGGAGCGAACCAAGCUGGAUAUCCCUUUGGACUGCUAUAAUUGGACUUUAACUCUCGGAAACAGAUGGAAGAGUUUUUUUGAGACGGUUCAUUUCUACCUGAGGAGUCGUAUCAGGGACCCUGUAGGAGUGACAGGAGGCAACAAGAACACGACGGUGUACUAUGAGCCUCUGGAAGCGACUGAGCCAUCAAACAACAUUGGCUACAUGAAAGUGAAUGGCAUGCAGCUGUUUGGAUACAGCGUGCAUUUUGACCCCGAGGCUAUCCAGGACCUGAUUCUGCAGAUAGACUACCCGUACACUCAGGGAUCACAGGACUCGGCCCUGCUACAGCUGGUGGAGCUGCGCUACAGGGUUAACCGCCUAUCUCCUCCCGGGGCCCCACACAUGGAUCUGUUCGCCUGUCUCCUGCGCCACAGACUCAAAUUGUCCAGUGCUGACGUGACCAGGAUACUCACAGCCCUGCAAGCUUUCAGUGCCCGACAAGCAAACUACGAGGAGUACGAGGCCAACAAACUGUGUAGUUAG